AUGAUUGUUUGGAAUGCUGACAAAUUUCUUGUCUCAGGGACAUGGGAUGAAUCCUACGCUCUUGCCAAUGCGGCGGCCGCGCAGAUGACGCUCGACGAGAAGAUGGGUAUUGUUGCUGGCACAGGGCAACUAAAUCCCGCGCGACGCUGCGUCGGUGACACUAUUGCAGUUCCACGUCUCGGAAUACCUUCAAUUUGCUUCCAGGAUGGCCCAGCAGGCAUUCGUCUGUCCAAGAAUGUUACGGGGUUCCCCACCGGAAUCAAUGUUGCAUCGACGUUCAGUCGAAGGUUGAUGCGUGCCCGAGGCGUAGCUAUUGGAGAAGAAUUCCGAGGAAAAGGUGUACACGUGUUCCUGGGUCCUGGAUUGGAUAUCAUGCGCAAUCCCAAAGCAGGUCGAGCAUGGGAGAGCUUUGGCCCCGAUCCAUAUCUUAACGGCGAAGGGGGAUACGAGACUGUUGUCGGUGUACAAAGUGUUGGUGUUCAGACCUGUUCCAAGCACCUCCUUGCCAACAACCAGGAGCACUGGCGCUAUGGGCUUACAGCCAACCUGGACGACCGCACGAUGCAUGAAAUCUACUUCUAUCCGUUCUUGCGCACAAUUGAGGCCGACGUUACAUCCGUCAUGUGUGGAUAUAAUAGGUUCAACGGAACUUCUUCGUGCCACAAUGCUGGUCUCAUUGGACCUGAUGGUAUAUUACAGAAGGCUGGCUUCAAAGGCUUUGUUGUGAGCGAUUGGGGUGCAACGCAUGAUUCUGCAGCAGACAAUGCCAAUGCUGGACUUGACAUGGAACAACCCGGAGACUACAUUCUCGUUGGUGGAGGUAUCUAUAAAGGAGGGCUGAAGAAUGCCGUCAACAAGGGUGCCGUUUCCACAGACCGAUUGAACCAGAUGGUUGCGCGUAUCUUGGCUCCAUGGUAUCACCUUGGACAGGAUUCGGGAUAUCCUCCAACUAAUUUUGAUGCCCAGAAACCCGAUGGCUCCGGCGACCGCAACCUUCGAGUAAAUGUACGAUCCGCUGCACACACCGCCCUCGUCAGGGAGAUCGUCUCCGCCUCGGCCGUCCUUUUGAAAAACAACAAGACAACAAACGCACAAGGAACCGUCAUCAGAGGACUUCCUGCUGUGAAGGGCGUUGCGAAGACCGUGGCCAUCGUUGGACAGGAUGCUAAGCUGCCCAACUUGAACUGCGGUGAUUUGAAUGAAUGUAAUGACGGGACCAUGUCUGUUGGAUGGGGAUCUGGGUCGAACUCUCUAGAAUUCAUUGUGCCUCCUGUAGACGCCUUGACAUCUUUCAUCGGUGACUCGGCGACCAUCUCCACUUCCUUGUCCAAUGACAUCAAUUCGGCAGUCAACGCUGCAAGAGGCAAAGAUGUAGCUUACGUUUUUGUUAAUGCCAUGAGCGGUGAAUUAGGCUUCUACACAUUUGUCGUCGGUAAUCAAGGCGAUAGAAAUGACCUGAACCUCUGGUGGAAGGGUGGAAGCCUCGUCGAGAGCGUCGCAGCCGUGUGUAACAAUACUAUUGUCGUUGUGCACUCGGUCGGGCCCGUGUACUUCUCGUGGAGCAACCACCCUAAUAUCACUGCUAUUAUCUAUGCUGGCGCACCGGGCGAGCAGACUGGACCCGGACUUGUCGACGUCCUUUAUGGCGCGUAUAAUCCAAGCGGAAGGCUUCCUUUCUCUAUUGCUGAUACUGAAAGUGCAUAUGGCACCACAAUCGUGUAUAACAGCCUUGGUUUCCCAGAGAUCGACUACACAGAAAAGCUUCUCCUGGAUUAUCGCUACAUGGAGGCCAACAACAUCACCCCGCGCUACGAAUUUGGAUUCGGGCUCUCGUACACUACAUUCGGCUACUCUAGCCUCUCCAUCAGCUCGACCUCCUCUGGCUACACCGUGUCCUUUUCCGUGACCAACACAGGCUCAGUUGCAGGCACCGAAAAACCUCAGCUGUACCUUGGAUAUCCUCCUUCUGCGGGCGAGCCUCCCAAGGUUUUGAGAGGAUUUGAAGAAGUUGAUUUAGCAACUGGGCAAACCAAGACUGUGACUAUCUCUUUGACUACCAGAGAUCUAAGUGUUUGGGAUACUCCAAGCCAAAGUUAUGUUCGUCCAUCUGGAACCUUCACAGUCUUCGUUGGGGCAUCUAUUUUGGACAUACGGUUGACUGGCACAAUCUAG
Psilocybe cubensis is the source of this 2172-nucleotide messenger RNA. RefSeq lists its product as uncharacterized. The transcript has 14 exons. Gene Ontology annotation, biological process: glucan catabolic process. Gene Ontology annotation, molecular function: beta-glucosidase activity. NCBI's taxonomy places the organism in Eukaryota, Fungi, Basidiomycota, Agaricomycetes, Agaricales, Agrocybaceae. The coding region runs from base 1 to 2172 and encodes 723 amino acids. The record is from RefSeq and is a predicted model, not a curated record.